Papilio machaon (common yellow swallowtail) is the source of this 1078-nucleotide messenger RNA. Its product is annotated as 1-acyl-sn-glycerol-3-phosphate acyltransferase alpha. The transcript is spliced from 8 exons. The record is from RefSeq and is a predicted model, not a curated record. Gene Ontology annotation, cellular component: endoplasmic reticulum; membrane. Lineage: Eukaryota; Metazoa; Arthropoda; Insecta; Lepidoptera; Papilionidae. Gene Ontology annotation, molecular function: 1-acylglycerol-3-phosphate O-acyltransferase activity. The coding region runs from base 143 to 964 and encodes 273 amino acids. Gene Ontology annotation, biological process: phosphatidic acid biosynthetic process.
GUCGAGUCGGAUGAUUGUAUUGAAUGGUCUAUAUUAAAUAUUGACUAAAAUCACGUGUCGUUUAUUUGAAUCGCGUCAAAAUAAAUGAAUCUAAUGAUAACAAUUGUGUUAUAAUUUAAGAUUGGCCUUCUUUUAAACAAAUAUGGCGGCCUUCAAUGUAGUGCUGGGCUGUGUAAUGGCUCUACUUAUAAUAUUGUUUACAAUCAGUUCCAUUGCUCGGUAUUAUAUAAAGUUCUUUUUGUUCAUCGUGCUGUCAUUAUUAGCUGCUUCACUGCCGAUACCUCUUAUGUUGAUCCGUCCAUUUAAUCCAAGAAAUGCUUUGAUACCAGCAGCAUUGUCAAGGUUGACGUCCAGAAUGCUGGGUAUUCGGUGGACGGUCAGGGGAUUGGAAAAUGUUGACGACACGCGCGGCGCUGUUGUCCUACUAAACCAUCAGAGUAGCAUCGAUCUUUUUGUGUUGUCAGAGCUUUGGCCGCUUAUGUCACGAUGUACGGUGGUUUCCAAACGAGAGCUGCAGUACUUGGCACCUUUCGGCACCGCCGCGUGGCUGUGGGGCACGGUGUUUAUCGACCGCGGUGCACGAUCAGCACAGACCGUCCUUAACCAACAGAGCCUGGCUGUUAAAGAGCAUAAGCGUAAAUUGUUACUGUUCCCUGAAGGCACUCGUCAUCUCGGUGACAAGUUGUUGCCGUUCCGCAAGGGGGCGUUCCACGUUGCGGUGGACGCGCGCGCCCCCAUACAACCUGUUGUCGUCUCCAAGUACCAUUUCCUCGAUGACAAACGACUUCGCUUCGGCUCUGGUGAAGUUGUAAUAACAAUAUUGCCGAAAAUCGAAACCGAAAAUUUGAGUAAGGAGGACAUUCCCGCGUUAAUGGAGACGACACAGAUGACGAUGCAAGAAACAUUCACUAGAGUAUCGGCCGAGACGAAAUCAAGACUCGCCAUGCAGGAAAAAAACGACUGAUGUAAAGUUAAAAUAUACAUGUUUAUAAAAAGGGGCUGUGAUAAUGUCAAAUGUUUGUGGUAUAUUUAAUAAAAGAUUUUGUAUUUACAUUAAAUACGUAUUUAUUGAAUAAAA